AUGGAGCAAUCCAUCUCAUCCGAAGAUGGCGCGACUCGGCUGCAUCGUUUGAGAGUCCACAGAGACACCGACGACGAAACCCCCCGAGCUCGGCGUCCGGUGAAGGAAACGCUGGACGCCCGCUCCGAAUAUACGACCAGCCAGGACGAUGGCACGUCCGAGCAUCAUAUUAAUCAAUAUAUCAUUCGGCAGGAAAUUGGGCGGGGAUCGUUCGGGGCUGUUCAUCUGGCUGCUGACCAGUUUGGGAAUGAAUAUGCAGUGAAAGAAUUUUCGAAAUCGCGGUUAAGAAAACGUGCUCAAUCGCAUCUUUUGAGAAGACCCAGAGGACCACAACGCCCUGGGACGGGAUUCAACUCACCUCUUCAUCGACACCCGUCCGAAGACGGUAACGAGAAUGCAAAGAACCCGCUUUAUCUGAUCAAAGAAGAGAUCGCGAUCAUGAAAAAGCUGAACCAUAGUAACCUGGUGUCGCUGAUUGAGGUGUUGGACGAUCCGAAUGAAGACUCACUGUAUAUGGUCAUGGAGAUGUGCAAGAAGGGCGUGGUGAUGAAAAUUGGACUAGGAGAACGGGCUGACCCGUACGACGACGAGCAUUGUCGUUGCUGGUUUCGAGACCUGAUAUUAGGGGUCGAGUAUCUGCAUGCGCAGGGUAUUGUGCAUCGAGAUAUCAAGCCUGAUAAUUGCCUCGUGACAAGUGACGAUGUUCUGAAGGUGGUCGACUUCGGAGUCUCCGAGAUGUUCGAGAAAAAUUCGACCAUGUUCACGGCGAAGUCGGCUGGGUCUCCGGCCUUUCUGCCCCCGGAACUUUGCGUUGUUAAACAUGGCGAUGUUUCGGGAAAAGCUGCUGAUAUUUGGUCCAUGGGAGUCACUCUCUAUUGUCUCCGAUAUGGAAAGCUUCCGUUCGAGCACCAGAGCAUUUUUGAGUUAUAUGCAAGCAUUCGGACGAGCCAGGUGGUCUGCGAAGAAGAGCCCGAUGAGAACUUUAAGGAUUUGAUGAGUCGCAUUCUGGAGAAAGAUCCGGAAAAGCGUAUCAAAAUGAGCGAGUUGCGAGAUCAUCCAUGGGUGACAGCGAACGGCGCAGAUCCGCUGCUGUCUUCUGAAGAGAACACGGCUCAAAUCGUCGAGCCUCCAACCGAGGAAGAAAUGAACCAGGCUAUCACGAAGAACAUGGGCUCUCUGAUGACAUUGAUGAAAGCCGCAAAGAAAUUCAAACGGCUUGUCAACCCUUCCAAAGAAGGACAAUCAUUGACAAGCAUCCUCGGCGACGAAUAUGAAGCACACUUCGUGGAACCACCUAUGGAAAUGGACGAUAGUGAAGACUUCCCCACCGUCGGACUCGACGCAAAUGCUCCUGGCGGCCCCAACACUGGCCUUCGCAAAUUCUUAGGCCGCAACCCCAUGCUAGGUUGUGAGAAUUCCGCCGCCGAAAGCUCAGUAUACAGCGAAGGGAGUUUCUCCUCACGGCCAGAUCACAGUCCAUCCAGCAGCCCCUGGCCAAGCGGCGUCUUCGAGCCCGAACGUAAAGACUCGGGCUCAAUACGCAGCGGUCGAUCAGCAGGCAAAGACUUCACCAAUUCCCAAUCUGCAUCACCCCACCCGGCCCUCUCACGCGCCAGCUCAGCAACAACAAAAAGAAGCAUUGAAGGAACAAGAGGCCACGCACGCGAUCCCCUUGAAGAAGAAUUCCCGUACCUCUUCAUCGGCCCGUCUACAUAUACCGGCACCACAGAACACGACACUAAUGGUGAAGGUGAACCGCCCAACUUCGCCAAGCCUGAUCCCGAAAACACAGACGACGUCGACGUAGUUGCAGAACCAACGCCCAUAGUCAGUGAAUCGCCCGGCGCCGCAGAAUUCGACAUCUACGAAACAGCCUACCGCCGUGAACUUGAGCGUAUCGAAACAAAGACACACCCUGGCACCGGACCCAAGGUUUACCUAAACCGACGAGUGCGCAAUACCCAUGAAGUGUUGAGUUUCGUGAAAGAUAAAGCUUUGGAUCUGCAGAUUGGACAGAAAAAGUUAUUCUCUGCGCUUCCACAGGGUCCGGGCGGAUUUAGUGCUGCUGUCAGUAUGCUUCGAAGUCAGAUGGAUCAGAAGGGAGAGCAGAAGAAAGACCAGGAAUCGCAUGAAGCGGGACUGGAACAGGAGCUGGUGCAAGAACAGGAACAGGAACAGAGAUCUGAAGAGGGAACGACUCCACGGCGCGAGUCAUAUCCGUCAGCCUCAUCUCUGUCCUCACAGGGUCAGUCUGGUCCCGAGCCAUCAUUGAAUGAAGCGACGGGCGUAAAUGUUUCAGAGUCGAGUGCUGGAGGCGAGGACUCGUCGAGACGCUCAUUAGGUCGUGUGCGUGAUAAGUAG
Molecule: messenger RNA, 2361 nt
Organism: Penicillium maclennaniae
Lineage: Eukaryota; Fungi; Ascomycota; Eurotiomycetes; Eurotiales; Aspergillaceae
Product: serine/threonine-protein kinase
Exons: 6
Coding region: 1-2361 (786 amino acids)
Biological process (GO): protein phosphorylation; intracellular signal transduction
Cellular component (GO): cytoplasm
Molecular function (GO): protein serine/threonine kinase activity; ATP binding
Source: RefSeq, a predicted model, not a curated record